UUGUUGUUGUCUGUCCUAAACACUGCAAACUGUGCACAUUUGUCAAUUAGUUUGUCUAGAAUGUUUUAUUUUGAAGUGAAGUCAUCGCCAGCAUAAUAUAUACAUCAAGAUGUUUAUGUACUAAAUGAUAACACUAAUUGGCACAAACACAAGUUAUAGUUCAAACUUAAAUACCCUGAAAAACAUUUCAAUGGCUGUGGAAGGAGCUCGGCCUUAUAAAUUUACGGAUUACUGUCGUAAAAUAUCUGUAAAUUUACAAAAUUUUAAGAAAGAUGGUAGAUUUUGUGAUGUUGUUUUAAUAUCAGGAGAAAUCCAGAUAGAGGCACAUCGUGUAGUUCUAGCUGCUAGUUGUGCUUAUUUUGAUGCCAUGUUCAGUGUUGGGUUAGAGGAAAGUCAGAAAAAUCAUGUUUCACUGCCAAGUGUGCCACCUAAUAUUUUGCCAAUAAUUAUUGACUUCAUAUACUCAGGUGAAAUAUUGAUAGAUAAAAUAAAUGUACAACCACUGUUGAUUGCAGCUGAUAUGCUUCAACUAAAAGAACUAAUUGUUGGCUGUACUGAAUACUUGAAGGGUGAACUGCAUAACACAAAUGCUCUUGGAAUUUUUAGAUUUGCUGAAGCUCAUAAUUGUACUGAUUUGGCACACGAAGCACUGGAACAUGCGCUAGGAAACUGGAAACACAUAGCCCAUGGAGAUGAAUUACUUGACUUACCAUUUCAACAUCUAAUAACAAUAUUAUCUUCAGAACAAUUAACUGUCGAUUCGGAAGCACAAGUCUUAUAUUCCGCUUUGAGAUGGCUGGAACACGAUCCCGCUGCCCGAAGACGUCACUGCUUCGAAGUGCUCGCGCACGUGAGGCUCCCUCUGAUCGCACCGCAUACCUUAGACGAAGCCGUGAAAAGCCUACAAGACCCUUCUAUUGCAGUGGCUUUAAAAACUGCAGGAGUUGAUAUGAAGACAGGUCGGGGCGCGCUGGUGCCGCUGGGCGCGGAGCCGCGGGCUAAGGCUCGUCGCGUGAUGCUGGUGGUGGGCGGCAGCAGUCGGCACUCUGGCACGCACCCGCCCCUCGCGUCCGACGACAUACUCUCCUCCGUGCUUAAAUUCGAUCUACAUAAAAGAGAAUGGGAGGAACUAGCCCCGAUGGAAAUACCUCGAAUACAGCCCGGCGUGGUUACGUUGAACGGCUGCGUGUAUGCCGUUGGUGGCGAACAGGGCAGUAAGAUCUUAGCGAACGGCGAGGUCUACGAACCUCAAACCAACACAUGGUCAAGUAUAUCGCCGAUGAAAGAAGCUCGCUGUGAAUUCGGCCUCACCGCUUGGAAAGGCUGUCUGUACGCGUUCGGCGGCUGGGUGGGCUCGGAUAUGGGAGCUUCCGUUGAGGUGUACGAUCCGCUCUCCGAUGAGUGGACGAUAAUCGGGAAAAUGCCAGAACCGCGUUUCGGAAUGGGAGUUGUCAAUUAUCAAGGUAUAAUAUACAUAGUGGGAGGGUGUACUCCCACGUGGCGGUACACGCGCGACCUGCUCAGCUACAACCCGAGUACAGGCGCGUGGUGCUCCCUGGCCAACAUGAAGCAUGCCCGCAACCAGGUCACGGCCGUGGUGCUCGACCAUCACCUCUACGUCAUCGGCGGCAACGCGCCCGGCCCGACCGUCUUGUCUUCCGUCGAGAGAUACAGCUUCGAAAAUGAAUCGUGGGAGGAAGUAUCCCAGAUGCGGUCGGCGCGGGCGGGGUGCGCGGCGGGCGCGGCGCACGGCGUGCUUGUGGCGGCGGGCGGCAACAGCGAGCACUCCGCCGACCGCGCCUUCUACCGCGCGCUCGUCACGCUGGCGUCCGUCGAGGUGUACGAGCCGCGCGACAACUGCUGGCGCGAGGCAGCGCCGCUGCCGCACGGCCUGGCUGAGGCCGGCGCCGCGCUCCUCUGACCUCCGCUCAAACUCUUUGUUCCUAAUCUUCCGUUGCUCUGUUGCGACAGAGCCGCGCGUGUCUUGCGAUUACACAAAGGACUAUGUUUACAAUUUUUAAAUCGCUUAUGAUAUUUCUACUGAAGGAAUAUAUUCAUUCAGAAAUGGAGACGUUUGGUGCCGAAUAUUUAAGUUAAUGCACGCUAUUUAGAAAAGACUAACAAAUAAAAAUGAAUCCCGCGGACUUGAAAAAUAUUUAUUCAACGGUCAUUGCGAAUCUCAUUUGUAAGAUUAAAUGUUUGUGGGCUAAGAGAUUUAGUGUUUUGAUAAUAUUAAAAGCUCGAACGAUGUCGAUGGUCGGUUGGUCCAUUUAAAACUUAAUAUUAUGUAUAUCACAAAUUUCCAAAAAAAUAUCCUUCCCAAAAAUAUAAGUUAUCUGUUAUGAUAUUUAAGUAAGAAUGAUGCUGUUGGUAUAUUAUUGAAACAUUGUUUACUUUUCUUAAUAUCGUUUUGUCGUCGUGAGAGGGAACAAAUAUUUCUAUUUUUAUAAAGAAAUAUUUUGUUUAAACACUUAAUUAAAUAAUUUUAUAAGUUUAGUCCCUAAAAUUGAUUUUAAACGACAUUAUUAUUUUAAUUUAGUUAUUCACUGAUAGGCACAUGGAAACCACAUACAGUACAAAUUGAUGGGUUCUAACAAUAAAAUAAGAGCAGCACCAGGAUGCUUGAUCUUUGAUUGAAUUUAGUUUUUCGUCCCUCAAAGUGGCCAAACGCCCCGUUUCAACUUACGACUUACCUAACCAAGAUAAUUGGAACUAUAUACUUUGAAACAUAAAAAUGAAGUAUCAAUUUCAUUGGUAAAUCGGUCUUUCAAAAUGAAACUCAGGGUUGCUUCGCUUACAUGUUCACAAUGUUAGUACAGUACUUAAAAUUUUAAUUAGAUGGUUAAGUUAAAUAUAUUUGUAUUCCGCUACUGCAGGCAGAUGAGCCGAAAUUGAGUAGUAGCUAGUAAAGACCGCGAUCGGGUGCCCGUUGUUCAUUUUUCUAAUUCUUAGAGAGACUAACUAUUAAUGUUAAAAUACUCUGGUAUGAACAAUCGUUUCCACCAUAGCCACA
This is a messenger RNA of Bombyx mandarina (wild silkworm), 3013 nucleotides long. Its product is annotated as actin-binding protein IPP. NCBI's taxonomy places the organism in Eukaryota, Metazoa, Arthropoda, Insecta, Lepidoptera, Bombycidae. Gene Ontology annotation, molecular function: protein binding. The record is from RefSeq and is a predicted model, not a curated record.